Molecule: messenger RNA, 1090 nt
Organism: Ficedula albicollis (Collared flycatcher)
Lineage: Eukaryota; Metazoa; Chordata; Aves; Passeriformes; Muscicapidae
Product: synaptojanin-1-like
Exons: 9
Coding region: 71-1090 (339 amino acids)
Biological process (GO): phosphatidylinositol dephosphorylation
Cellular component (GO): endoplasmic reticulum
Molecular function (GO): phosphatidylinositol-4-phosphate phosphatase activity
Source: RefSeq, a predicted model, not a curated record
CCCGCCCGUCUCGUCCCUCCCCGGGGCGCAUGCCGCCAUCGUUGGAAGGGCUGCCUGUGUUUGAGGCAAAAUGGCUUUCAGUAAAGGAUACCGUGUCUAUCACAAGCUGGAGCCACUUCCCUUCAGCGUGAUGGUGGAAGCCAGGAACAGAGAAGAAUGCCUCAUGUUUGAGUCUGGAGCUGUGGCUGUCCUCUCUUCUGCAGAAAAAGACACCAUCAAGAAUACAUACUCCAAAGUCAUGGAUGCCUACGGGCUCUUGGGUGUGUUAAGAUUAAACCUUGGAGACACACUGUUACAUUAUCUGGUUCUGGUGACAGGAUGCAUGUCUGUGGGAAAGAUUCAGGACUCUGAAGUUUUCCGAGUUACCUCCACCGAGUUGGUGUCGCUGCGAGCAGACCCAGCAGACGAGGAUCGCGUUUCAGAAGUGCGCAAAGUGUUGAACUCCGGCAACUUUUAUUUUGCGUGGUCUGCAACCGGUGCCAGCUUGGACCUGAGUCUCAGUGCUCACCGCAGCAUGCAGGAGCACAGCACUGACAAUAGGUUCUUCUGGAACCAAUCACUGCAUUUACAUCUGAAGCACUACGGUGUCAACUGUGAUGACUGGCUGCUCCGCCUCAUGUGUGGAGGAGUGGAGAUCAGGACAAUUUAUGCAGCUCACAAGCAGGCAAAGGCUUGUCUCAUUUCACGACUAAGCUGUGAACGGGCCGGCACGCGAUUCAACGUCCGGGGAACAAAUGAUGAUGGUCACGUUGCCAAUUUUGUUGAAACAGAGCAGGUGAUAUAUUUGGAUGACUCCGUGUCAUCUUUCAUACAGAUUCGAGGAUCUGUUCCAUUAUUUUGGGAGCAGCCAGGACUGCAGGUGGGAUCCCAUCGUGUCAGGAUGUCAAGGGGUUUCGAGGCAAAUGCACCGGCUUUUGACAGGCAUUUCCAAACUCUUAAAAAUUUAUAUGGCAAGCAAAUUAUUGUAAAUUUACUUGGGGCAAAAGAAGGAGAGCACAUGCUCAGCAAAGCUUUUCAGAGCCAUUUGAAAGCAUCUGAACAUUCAGCUGAUAUCAAAAUGGUGAACUUCGACUAUCAUCAGAACAGGUAA